This is a messenger RNA of Gossypium raimondii (Peruvian cotton), 2169 nucleotides long. Its product is annotated as lysM domain receptor-like kinase 3. NCBI's taxonomy places the organism in Eukaryota, Viridiplantae, Streptophyta, Magnoliopsida, Malvales, Malvaceae. The transcript is spliced from 9 exons. Gene Ontology annotation, molecular function: transmembrane receptor protein kinase activity; ATP binding. Gene Ontology annotation, biological process: innate immune response; protein phosphorylation. The record is from RefSeq and is a predicted model, not a curated record.
AUGAGCCAGCAAACAUGUGCAGACAGAAACAAAAACAAAGACCGUAAUUCUAGCUCUUCCAUUUUCAUGGUUUCAUCUACUCUUCUCUCUUCAUUGCAAAAACAAAAAAAGGAAUCUCCCAUGCUCAUAACCAUGGUUUCACUUUCGCAUCAUCUCCUUGCUUGCCUUAGCCUCCCUUUAUUGGUAACUCUACUUGUUAGAAUUUGUAAAGCCGAUGAUAUGUACCCUUUUCCUUGCUCACAGGAAAUCCAGAAAUGUGAUGCCUUCUUAUACCACACCAAUACUGGUCUAGAUGAAGUCGAAAUCGCUUCCUACUACUCUGUUGAUCCUUCCACUUUCCGCCCCAUUUCCCAUGGUAAUAACAAGGAUUACCUUAUACCAGUCCCCUGUUCUUGCGGAGACACCGAUAACGGCACCCAAGCGUACUUCUAUGAUGUAUACUAUACUGUGAAAGAAGGGGACACGUUUAGGAAUGUUUCAGCUCGUUUUUACAAUGGACAAGCUCUUGAAGUAGGAGGAGAAGAAAAUAAUUUUCCUACUGGAAGCAAGGUAACAAUGCAUCUGAUAUGCGGAUGCUUAGAAAGUCAGUCCACAACCGUAGUUACUUAUACAGUUCAGCAGGGCGAUUCUUUGUCAAGUAUGGCUACCCAGCUAUCAACCAGCAUAAAUGAUAUACAAAGCUUGAACAGAAAUCUGACGAGUAACCCCGACUUUAUAAAUAGUGGUUGGGUUCUAUAUGUGCCUAUGGCUAAAGAUAGAAUUCCAGCAGUGCCAAAGAGAAGUGAGUGGUAGGGGGGAAUUAAAUGGACAAUUAUUAUUGUCAUAUUAUCGGCAGUGACAUUAUUUUCAAUGAUUGCAUUGCUGAUCAUUCUUGUAAGGAGAAAAGCACAACAAAUGAGUGAGGAAGAUCCUAAACCAGUAUCCAAAAGCAUAAGUGCCAGAGCAUUUUCAUUGCAAAACUCGUUUCUCUACAAGGACAACAUAGAAGAUGUAACAGCUUUUGAAUCAGAUAGACCAAUGAUAUAUAGCCUGGAGGAGAUUGAGGAAGCUACAGAUAAUUUUGAUGAAACUAAGAAAAUCGGAACUGGUGGAUAUGGUUAUGUGUAUCAUGGAAUACUAGGAGCAAAGGAGGUUGCGGUAAAGAAGAUGAAAUCCAGCAAAUCCAAAGAGUUCUUUGCUGAACUCAAGGUCUUAUGCAAGGUCCAUCACAUAAAUGUUGUUGAGCUCUUGGGAUUUGCUAGUGGAGAUGACCAUCUCUACUUGGUUUAUGAGUUUGUCCAGAAUGGAUCACUCAAUGACCAUCUCCAUGAGCCGUUAUUGAAAGGUCACCAGCCGCUCUCUUGGACUGCGAGAGCGCAAAUCGCACUUGAUGCUGCCAAAGGCAUCGAAUACAUUCACGACCACACAAAAGCACGGUAUGUGCAUAGGGAUAUCAAGACAAGUAACAUACUGCUUGACAAGGGUCUACGAGCAAAGGUUGCCGAUUUCGGAUUAGCAAAGCUUGUCGAGAGAACAAAUGAAGAAGAUCUACUAGCUACACGAUUGGUUGGAACUCCAGGUUACUUGCCCCCUGAAUCGGUGAUGGAGUUGCAAGUGACACCGAAAACCGAUGUGUUUGCAUUCGGGGUGGUGCUGGCGGAGCUGAUAACAGGCCAACGAGCACUGGUCCGUGAUAACAAGGAGCCGAACAAAAUGAGAUCACUGAUAACAGUCGUGAACAACGUUUUCGAAGAAGAAAACCCAGAAUCAGCUUUAGAAGAAGUGAUAGAUGGAAGUCUUAGAGGAAGCUAUCCUAUGGAGGAUGCAUACAAGAUGGCAGAACUAGCAGAGUGGUGCUUGAGUGAUGAGGCAGUAAACAGACCAGAAAUGAGAGAUGUUGUAUUAACGCUUUCUAAAAUCGUGAUGUCGUCGGUGGAGUGGGAGGCCUCACUGGGAGGGAGUAGCCAAGUUUUCAGUGGAGUUUUCAAUGGAAGAUGAAAACUAAACAAACUUCCAUUUUACUCAUUUCUCAGCAAUUUUAUAUUCAACUGCAAAUGAAAAACAUAAUUGUAACUUCUUGUUCAUUUUAUGUUCCAUAUAAGAUUUUCUUUAAAAAAGAAAAGAAAAAUUGUUGGGAUAGACAUUUGGUUUCAGUUAAGCAUAUGGGCAGUUUGGGAGACAAUUGGGUAA